UAUGGCGACCACCAUGGAUGGCUGCAGGGAUUCUGAAGGAACAGAAACAAAUUUGAAUGAUCAUUCCAGCCCUUCAUCUUUGACGGACGUAAACCUCGAUCAAAGCUCAGCCAGCAGCGGUGAAAGCUUAGAUUUGCUGAAUGAAAGUCGAAAACAAUUUAAUUUCGGUAGAAAAAUAGCAAUCAAAAACAUCCCCGUCACAACGAACGAGGAGGUUGAUCUAUUCCUGGGGGAAUAUGAAUUGGACGAAAUUGACAUGAACAGUAAAGAAAAAGAAGCUGUGGUGACUUUAAAAAAUGGUGAGGAUGCAGAGAAUAUCUAUGAAGAAUUGAACCAGGCAAGAAUGCUGGACCACACCAUUUCCAUAUGUAUUCUGGCACCAGACCGCCUUUUGUGUCUAGCACACCUCCCUGUCGAUUUUACGGACAAGGAACUCAAAACAAUGGUCUCUCCCCUCGGUGAUACUCUUAAGUGCUUUAUGUUCCGAGCUGAUGACACAGGCCAAAGUAAAGGCUACGGACUGGUGGAGUUUAAGACCAAUCUCGACAGAACCAAACAGAUAGCAGCAGAGCUAGACUGGAGAGAGGUGAGAGGGAACAAGAUCAACUGUGAUGUCAUCAGUCAACAAACCAGCUCGGCCUACCAGAACCUCCACUCCCGCUGUCUCCUGGUGGAUAAUCUCCCCUUGGAUUACAAAGACAACUCCAACUUCAGGGAAAUAUUCAGUCGCCAUGCCAGUCCCAUAUACUGCCAGGUGGUGCUGAAGGAAGGGGAGCCCCUCGGCUUUGGUAUAAUAGAGUAUGCUGACCCAAAGGCUGCCGAGAAUACACAGACACUGCUGAGCGGCUACAAACUCCAUCAGACAACCCUAAGGGUCACCUACUGUAUCCCGGGCAAGUCUGCCGUGGAGAUCUGUUCCAGGCUACUCGUCAAGUUUGAUGACAUGUCGUCCUCCAAGCCCAGCUUGUUGCCGGACCCAAUAUUUCCCAACACGUCUGUGUUGAACCAUCCCUUAGUUCUGGACCUGUGUGACCAACAUCCCCAGUUAAUAACACAUUUCAAGACAGCUUUACACCAGCUCCAGCAGACCUACGUCACACAGAUGAACUUGAAAUCGGCAAAACCAGGUUUACUUGGCCCGGCACCAUCUGUAGGUAUGAGUCCAUUGAUGAACCCUAACAUGCAAAUGGGCCUGAUAAUACUGUUGGCUCUACAGACGCAGGUCCGGUCCCAGCACCAGGUGGCUGGCCCGUUGAACUUGCUUCCGCUGCUUGGUAACCAUCAAACUGGUGACAAGCCAUCAAUACUGGGGGACCCAGUCUCGGCUCAGGCCAAUAUCAUUUUACAGAACCUCAUGUCUCAGCUAUCCCCCUCAUCCACAACUUCUCCAGCAGGGGGCAGCACUUUAUCACCCAAGGCAGAGGAGAGUUCAACUUCACCACUGCUACAAUCACUAGCUGUCAACAUACAAAAUCUCAACCUGGGCUGGCUAACAAAUCUCGGGCAGCUGACAUCGUCAGUGCAGUUCAGGCAGCAAAUAGACUCGGGCAUCAAACCACUGAUGAAAGCCGAGACCAAUCCGAUGCCACGCCCCCUGUUACCACCGAACGUUAAAAGUCACUUUGAUGGAGACAUGGCCAAGUCAAGGUCUACCGGGGGACUACUAGGGGAAGCUCCACGGCUAGACAGAAUAAAAAUGUCUCAGAAUUUUAUGAAUAAUAUACAGAUGCUGGCUGGUCAGAAGAAGCCAAUGCAGCCAACAGAAAUGCCUAGUCUGUUGGAUGGCAAUAUCUCUAGUCAUACUGGUCAGGGUUUGUCUGGGCGUGGUGGACAGGGACAACCCAGGUACAAUCAAAGUGGGAAUGGACAAUCUGCUGACAACUAUGGUCAAAGUGGACGUAGCCGAUUUGGUGAUGAAUAUAGUCAUAGUGGGCGUGGCCAAUUUGGUGAUGAAUAUGGCCAUAGUGGGCGUGGCCAGCUUGGUGAUAGCUAUGGCCAGAGUAGGCGUGACCAAACCAGUGAUGGCUACAAUCAAGGUAGGCGUGACCAAUCCGGUGAUGGCUACAAUCAAGGUAGGCGUGACCAAUCCGGUGAUGGCUACGAUCUAGGUAGGCGUGUCCAAUCUGGGGAUGGCUAUGGUCACAACAGACCUAAUCAGUCUGGCGUUGGUAUGCCCAGGCCUAAUAAUCAGACUGGGACAGGUGGUAAGUCCCUGUUGGGCGAACCACCAUCUCUAGUACCCAAACGGCUGCCCGGACUAAGAGAUGGACUGUUGCCGGAGCCAGGGUCAGACUACGGAGUCAACAAGGACAGCUACUCGACAUCUGGACAACACCAGGGGGAUAACUCCAGCAGAGACGACUCUGGAUACGGUGGCUACAGUCGACAUGGUUCUUCAUCCUCCAACAACUACACUGACAGUAGCUUCAACUCAGGACGCGGCGACUCCAGCUUUAACUCACAGGGUAACACCAGUUUACUAUCCCGACCUGGCAGUACCAGUUAUGACUACUACCAGCAGCAGGAGAGCACUCCCAAUGUCGGUUCGGAGUAUGAGAGCAUGGCUGCCAAGGCUAUAGCCUACGCUGCGACGACCAACACCAGCUACCAGGGCGCCGCGGGUGGUAACAACGGCUACAGUGACUACAGCAGUGGGGGGAACUAUGACAGUUAUAGCAGUGGGAAGGGUAAUGACUACGGUUACUGUAGCGAUAACGGUGUGGACAGUGAUACCUACAGACAAUACAGUGGGUCCGGUGAGGAUGGUGGUAGCUACGGAUCUUACAGUGGUAACGGCAAAGAUGGCUACAAAAACAAUGACUAUCAGUCGUCGCAAUAUGGUGGUCGUCAGUCAGAAAAAUCGUCUCUACUUGGCACACCACAAGGUCGAAGUCAACAGCCACAGAGCUGGCAGGGAGCCUCAUCCGGUAACAACACGGCAAGUCAUCCUUUAUUAUCAACGCCUGGUUCUCAGGGUCUUCUGGCCACACCAGGAGGUAGUUCCCAGAGCCUGCUGUCCACACCAAGAGGUCGGUCCAGUUCACCUCAUUCCCUCCUGUCGACACCCCCAGGUGUAUUUUCCUUCUCAAAUACCGAAGGAAAACAAACAAGUCUGUUAGGAGAGAAACCACGGACAAGACUAGCAGGAGGCUCCUCAGGCCAGGGAAGAACAGGGUUACCACACAUCGGAAACCAAGCCGCCAACCAGGGCCUCCUAGGCAGCAGGCCAAUAGGGUCAGCAGGCCUCUUGAAGACACCCAUUGGUCAGAAGAGGAGCUACAGUCACCUUCUCCCUCCCCCAGAGCCCAGCCCGGAGUCGGAGUAUGUAGGUCAGCACUCCCAGGGGAUAGGAGGACACUACGCCGACUCCUACCCCUCCAACAAGAGGCAGCGGCUGGAUGUGGCAGGAACCAGCCGGAGCUUCGCCUCCAGGUACUAAGGUGAUACAUGGCAGGGAGUGACCUGAAGGUACAACCCGCUGGUAUUGAGAUAAAAGAUGCUGGAAAAAGUCUGUACCAGUCUCAUUUCUUCACCACAUUGUUUGUGUGGUGGAAGAGGCAGCUUGACCUUUAAUAGGUCGUUAAUACUAUUCUGUUGUUAUCUGUGUAUGAUGCCACACACAUAGUAACUUUAAUCAUACCUGGAUCUGAGCUUGUCAUAUCAUUUACAAAUGUCUCAUUAUCUAGAGUAUCGGGAAAACAUGCUAGCGGUUUAACAUUUGUUAGAGGGUAAGACCUUCUGAGUUUUUAACCUCACAUGUUCAGGAUGGUGUUUGAUGGUGUAGAGGUCACACAAAUCGUUAGUCACACUUCUGAGAUCAGGGGGGAUUUGGUAUUAUAGAGACUUUGUGUCUACAUCCAGGCCAGUGGGCAUCAGCAUUUAACUUGCUGUAGCAGUUUAUCGGAAGUGCCAUAUUGAACUUAUAGGUUAUGAUGGUAUUCUAUUAAGACAUUUUUCAUGUUGUUUAAAAUCUAUUUUAAUUUUUGGGUAUAUUUUGCAUGACCUUAAGUUAUCAAAAUGAUGUUGAGAUAAAAGAAUAUAAUUCCAACAGCAUCAUGAGUUUCAAUGUAUUAUCAAGUUAUAUUUUUUCCUCAUUUUCCUUAUUAAAUGUUCUUUGAAACGUUUCAAUUUUGAUUUAUACUAGAUCCCACCUACACUUUAACACUGUCUAAAGCUAAUAUUCUGAUAUACCCUUCACCCCAAUGUCACCUACACUUUGACACUGUCUAAAAUAAUAUAAAGCUUAGAUUCUGAUAUACCCUACACCCCAAUGCCACCUACACUUUGACACUGUCUAAAAUAAUAUAAAGCUUAUAUUCUGAUAUACCCUACACCCCAAUGUCACCUACACUUUAACACUGUCUAAAAUAAUAUAAAGCUUAGAUUCUGCUAUACCCUACACCCCAAUGUCACCUACACUUUGA
Mizuhopecten yessoensis (Yesso scallop) is the source of this 4424-nucleotide messenger RNA. RefSeq lists its product as uncharacterized. Gene Ontology annotation, molecular function: mRNA binding. Gene Ontology annotation, cellular component: cytosol. Lineage: Eukaryota; Metazoa; Mollusca; Bivalvia; Pectinida; Pectinidae. Bases 2 to 3439 code for a protein of 1145 amino acids. The transcript is spliced from 14 exons. The record is from RefSeq and is a predicted model, not a curated record.